AUGGCCGACCCCGACCCAGCAGACCGGCAUUCAUUCCCCGGCCCCCAUGGCCGACAACGACACCUGAUCGCAAGCCACUGCCCACGACCAGUCCCGGACAUUGGUCGAGAGCUCCGAACUGAAACCCGCAGCAGCUGUCGACUUCCCAUCGCAUCUCCUCCCCCGUCGACGCGAAUCCGUCACCGGCGCCAGCUCUGGCUUCUGCGCAAACUUCGUAGCAGCGGAUUGGCUCGAUGCAUCGCUUCUGCCAAUACUAGCGAACAGCUCGCUGUCCCUCCCUUUCCGCCGACCCAGCUCCGUCCGCGGAGCGUCUUGCCCACUUCCUCUUCCACAGCCCCUCGGCCCUGGCAUACUGCCAAUAUGUCUCUGUCCGACUCCUUCGCCAUGCCCGACGCCUCAGUCUCGGACAACGAUGACAUCGACUCCCUGCCCUCCUCGACCACCGACUCGUUCAGCUCCGAGGACGAAGACUACGAUGCACAGCGCGAGUGGGAGCGGAGCUUAGAGCAGUUACAGCUGCUGCUCACCAUGAUUUUGGUCCCCUUUGCCGGCAAGUACUUUGGCCGGAAAUUCGCAUACUGGAGCUGGGCGAGAUACAUGGAAUGGGCGCACAAUGUCGAAAUUAGAUGGACGAACAAGAAGGCCUUCAAGGCUGCCGGCGUAGCCGAGGCUGCGUCAUCUCUUUGA
This is a messenger RNA of Neoarthrinium moseri, 687 nucleotides long. RefSeq lists its product as uncharacterized. Gene Ontology annotation, biological process: mitochondrial outer membrane translocase complex assembly; protein insertion into mitochondrial outer membrane. Gene Ontology annotation, cellular component: mitochondrial outer membrane. The coding region runs from base 1 to 687 and encodes 228 amino acids. NCBI's taxonomy places the organism in Eukaryota, Fungi, Ascomycota, Sordariomycetes, Amphisphaeriales, Apiosporaceae. The transcript is spliced from 2 exons. The record is from RefSeq and is a predicted model, not a curated record.